Messenger RNA from Fusarium verticillioides 7600, 1730 nucleotides. RefSeq names its product proline dehydrogenase. Lineage: Eukaryota; Fungi; Ascomycota; Sordariomycetes; Hypocreales; Nectriaceae. Gene Ontology annotation, molecular function: saccharopine oxidase activity; sarcosine oxidase activity; flavin adenine dinucleotide binding. The transcript has 2 exons. The record is from RefSeq and is a predicted model, not a curated record. The coding region runs from base 135 to 1460 and encodes 441 amino acids.
CGACGACGUAUCUCGGUUGGACCUUCAAUGGAGGCGAUAGUAUUGGGCAAUUCUUAUAUCUUUCGUGGUCCGAGCUGAGUAUUCCCAUUCUUUAUCCAUUGUAUCACUAGCAUUGCAUUCUUACCAUCACCAUAAUGGCCUCAACUCUCACCAAACAGUCUCAAAUUCUCAUCGUUGGUGGCGGAACUUGGGGAUGCUCAACAGCCCUCCACCUCGCUCGUCGAGGUUAUACCAACGUCACUGUUCUCGAUGUCAAUCAUAUACCAUCACCCAUCUCAGCCGGUCAUGAUGUAAACAAGCUUGCAGGCGGCCUUGGCACUUCUGAUAGCAAAGGUGAAGAUGCAGACUCCAUCUGGAAAGCUCUUACGUACGCUGCAGCUCAAGGAUGGCUUCACGACCCCGUGUUCCAACCAUUUUGCCACAAUACGGGAGCGGUCAUGGCUGGCUCAACACCAAAGUCUAUCCAGCAACUGGUGGACGAUGAGAUCGGUGACGACAUCGACCAGUAUACACCUCUCAUCACGGCAGAGGAUUUUAGAAAGACUAUGCCAGAGGGUAUUCUGACAGGCGACUUUCCAGGCUGGAAGGGCUUUUACAAGCCCACGGGGUCUGGUUGGGUUCAUGCCCGAAAGGCUAUGAAAGCUGCUUUUGAAGAGAGCCAAAGAUUUGGCGUCAAGUUCAUCACUGGUUCCCCCAAGGGAAAAGCCGAGAGCCUGAUCUUUGAAGAAGGCGAUGUUCGAGGUGCCAAGACAGCAGAUGGAAAAGAACACAGAGCGGAUCGAACGAUCCUAUCGGCCGGUGCUUCAGCAGAGUUCUUCCUCGACUUCGAGAACCAGAUCCGCCCUACUGCGUGGACUCUCGGCCAUAUCCAGAUGACGCCAGAGGAAACGAAGCUGUACAAGAACCUGCCACCUCUUUUCAACAUCAAUCAAGGCUUCUUCAUGGAACCUGAUGAGGACCUCCACCAGCUCAAGAUGUGCGAUGAACAUCCCGGAUACUGCAACUGGGUCGAAAAGCCUGAUUCAAAAUACCCCCAGUCCAUCCCCUUCGCAAAGCAUCAAGUGCCUAUCGAGGCCGAACGACGCAUGAAGCAGUUUCUCAAGGACACCAUGCCUCAGCUUGCAGACCGUCCACUCGUUCAUGCUCGAAUCUGCUGGUGCGCUGAUACACAGGAUAGAAUGUUUCUAAUCACCUAUCACCCUCGACAUCCAUCGCUUGUCAUUGCUUCAGGUGAUUGCGGCACGGGAUACAAGCACAUCACAUCGAUUGGAAAGUUCAUCUCUGAUUGUAUGGAGGGUACACUUGAGGAAAGAUUUGCCAAGUUCUGGAGAUGGCGACCGGAGAAGUUUACUGAGUUCUGGGGUCAAGAUCCCUUGGAUCGGUUUGGAGCUGACGAUAAGAUCAUGGAUCUACCUAGGAGUGAUGCAGAAGGUUGGACGAGUAUCAAGAAUAAUAACUAAGUAUCUCGUUCAACGUGGAAGCUGUAAGCAGAGCAGAACUAAGUUUUCAAAAAUCUCCUCAUGAUGUGCCCAGGUUAAGGCUCGAGCACGACACGCGUUACCAUGGCACGAGCAUUUACGGGCUCGCUGUUAUAGAAAACCAGGAAUAUUUCUAUAUCUCUAUACUGAGAUUGAUUCCACCUCUUCACCUGAGGCGUCAGAAAAUGCUUCUUCAAGACCACCUUCCAACAGAACACCACCAUCAUCUGAAUCAUCCUGAGACGAGACAUC